Messenger RNA from Bursaphelenchus okinawaensis, 3189 nucleotides. The record is from the annotation of a GenBank genome assembly. NCBI's taxonomy places the organism in Eukaryota, Metazoa, Nematoda, Chromadorea, Rhabditida, Aphelenchoididae.
AUGAAGCGAAAGUCAGUAAAAGACCAAGUAAUCGUAAUUACUGGCGGUGGCUCUGGAAUUGGCCAAAGAGUCGCGGAAAUAUUGGCACUAGAGCAUGGUGCUGUGGUUGUUAUUCUUGAUCUCAAUGAGGUAUGAAAAGUUUGAGUAAUUUUUUUAUUGAUUUUUGAUUUCUUAGCUACAUUGGACUUUCAAAGAAAGUUCUUGCCAUUUUUUGUUUUGUAAAUAAUGUUCUUGCCAUUUUUUGUCUUGUAAAGAAAGUUCUUGCCAUUUUAGGGUUUGUAAAAAAAGUCCUUGCCAUUUUGUGUUUUGUAAAGAAAGUUCUUGCUAUUUUUAAGAUUUAGGAAUCCGGAACCUCUACAACCAUUAACAUAAGCAGCAAAGGAGGCAGAUGUGAAUAUUAUAAAUGUAAUGUUGCUGAUGCCAAAAAUGUAGAAGAAAUUGCUCAACAAAUUCUUCACAAGCACGGUCAGCGCUUUUAAAUAUUGUUUUUUCAACUUUUAAGUAUAAUCUUAUACUUGUUUAUGUCCAUGCUCGUAUUUUACUCCACAAAUGCUCUAUUUUCAGAAAAGGUAGAUAUUGUAGUAUGUAACGCGGCAAUCGCAAGAUUUGGUCAUUUUUUGAACAUUACUGAUGAUGACAUGCAUCAGGUUUAUGAUGUCAAUGUGUUUGGAACGAUGAAUGUGGGUUACUUACUUUACCUUACUUAUUGUACUACCUUGCCGUGCACUAAUUUACCUUCGCUACCAUUCACUAGCUUAAGUUACCCUACCCUAGGCCCUACCGUUCCCUAAGCCCCCCCCCGUACCCUAGGCUUUACCGUACGCUAAGCCUUACCGUACCCUAGGCCCCACCGUACCCUAGGCCGUGCCAUACCCUAGGUCCUGCCGUACCCUAGGCCCCGCCGUACCCUAGGCCCAGCCGUACCCUGGGGCCAAACCAUAGUCUAUGUCACCGUACUCUUCCAUAUCACGCUUUUAAAAUCUUAUCCUACCCAAAGCCUUUUCCAGGUCCUCCGGGCAUUUCUCCCAGAAUUCGAAAAACGAAACAGUGGCCAUAUAGUGGCAAUGUCAUCGAUUGCUGGUCAUUUCGGAGAAACCUUUGGCUCAGCCUAUUGCCCUACUAAAUUCGCCACCAGAGGUCUGAUGGAGUCGCUACAGAUGGAAUACCGUGAUCGUGGUCUUAAUGGUAUUCGGACUACUACGCUAUUCCCCUACUUUACCAAUACGCCUAUGGUACAGAGCUUGGCUUUCGCCCCUACAUCAGAGUAAGGUCAAUGUUUUAAAAUGCCAUUCUUUUUGCACCAAGGCUCUGAAAUGCCAUUCUCUUUACAUCAAAGCUUUAAAAUGCCAUUCUUUUUGCAUCAAGGCUUUAAAAUGCCAUUAUUUUUGCAACAAAGACUUUGUAAUGCCAUCACUUUUGCAUCAAGACUAAAAUUUUCAGAUUCUACUCUUGUAUGUCAGUAGAUCGCUGUGCUCAAGUUACAGUAGACUCUAUACUAAAAGAGCGUGUCAUUAGCUACAUUCCACGCCAUCUUUGCAUACUUGGCUUCUUUAAGGGGUGAGUUUGCCCUGCCCACCUUAACUUACCCUAUCGUAACCCAGUAUGGUUAAAUAGGGCAACCUUACCAUACCUCCUUAAGAUACCUUACCUUACCGUACUCUAACCUACUCUACCUUACCUGCCGUACACCUACUCUACCCUACCCUACUCAAUGUAACAACCACUCCCUAACUUUCCCUAUUUAAAAUUUAAAAGCCACCCCCUAAUCUUUUUCAGUAUGGCGGCGUAUUACUGCCAGAAAUCGGGUCGUCGGCUGGUCGGCUUCCAACUCUCACCGACCCGAACAAAUAAUAAUCAAGACGAGCGACAAGAAAAAAGCGACAAAUAUUCAUUCGAAGCGUGGUCACCACACAAAAUGGCAGCCUUUUUCCGCUCGCCCGAUCUCUUCUGGUUCUUUUUGAUACCUGGCGCUUUGGCCUUUACUUUUGUAAGUUUUUAUUGUGUAUAUUUUUUAACAGUAGUGUUAGUUUUAUAUAAAAUUGUGCGACAACCCAUAUUAUCAACUUGCUGUUAAUAAAAAAUUGCAAAAACUGCGCGAAAAAAGCAAAUUUUUUGCAAAAACUUGAGUUCAUACCUCUAAAACAUCUAUUUUUAUAGAUUUUUUAGUGAAAAUAAGGUAAAAAGCCCCUUAUUUUGAUAGAAAAAAAUCUUAAAAUUAUGUGAAAAACUUUUAAAAAAAUAAAUUUUAAGCCCAAGUUAAGUAAAAAUAGCAAAAACCAACAAAAUCCCAUUCUCUUUCAUGAAAAAAAGUGGAUUUACUUACCUAAUAACUCCAACAAAAGUUGUUUUUAAUGUCUUUUUUACAUUUUCUGUUUUAUCUCAUGCUUUCUUCUUAUCAACAAUAACAUGAUAUUAUUAAACAGAAUAUUAAAAACAGUCAAAAUUACAUGAUUAUCAAAAUUUAUCAAAAAUUUGUCCAAAACAAUUGAUAAAGGUAACGGGCGUUUUGGAACGUUAUAUGUCAUUUUAUAAAUGACUUUUUGGAAAUUUUAAAAUUUUGGUUUGUAGAAGAUUGCAUUUUCUAACUCUUUAAAAAGUUUCACUAAAAAAUCUCAUUAACCAACCAAGUUACAGCUCAUUAAAAGUGUCAAGAGCACCCUCGUCUUCCAAACGGAUUCGAACUUUUUUGAUUUUUGACAUUUUGGAUUGAUCAUAACUUUGUUAUAAAUCAAGAUAUUUAUAUGAAACUGGUAGAAAGAUGUACCAAAAUAUCCUUUACAAUAUGUAUGUUUUCGAUUUUAGAAAAAAAUCGAUUUAUGACAUACAACAGCAAAAGACUGUCAACAUCUUUUCUUCAAAAUCCUUUACAAAAUCCUUAAAAAAUAAAAAUUACCGUUUCAGCUGGUAUACUAUGACGUUGAUCUCAUCCCGCACACGUAUCUUGGUCCAGUCGGCACAUUCAUCAGUAGCAUGGGCAAAGAAAACCGCUCGAUAACUGGCUUGAUCAACAUCUUGGCAUGGAUCGCUCACGUGGCCGAAGGCUUAUUCGCUUUAUAUACGGCUGAUAAACGAAAGUACGGGUUUGGAUGUGCCUUCAAAUGGUUCGCACAAACAACAAUCGUCGGAUUCCCAUCAUUGUUGUUGUUAUUGAACCGCCGUGAUCCUCGUCCUAGAAAGAAGAGAAAUUAA